AUGUCAUACACGAUUGGUGACGCCACCGAAAAAGAGGUAAAUCGGAUGAGUCUUGUCUUACAUCGACGAUCCUUAAUAGAAAACAACCCUAGAAUUAAACGUCAGAUCAAGUUUUUUUUACUUCGAAGAUUACACGAACACUAUCAUUUCGAGCUAUAUGGAAUGUGUCAUGUUAAUAAAAGACAACUGUUUAGUUUAUCAAACAAAGCGAUUGGUUAUUUAGUAAUUCAAGUUUUGUUCAAAUUGAAUAAAUAA
Messenger RNA from Macrosiphum euphorbiae (potato aphid), 255 nucleotides. Lineage: Eukaryota; Metazoa; Arthropoda; Insecta; Hemiptera; Aphididae. The record is from the annotation of a GenBank genome assembly.